Drosophila elegans is the source of this 1089-nucleotide messenger RNA. RefSeq lists its product as uncharacterized. The record is from RefSeq and is a predicted model, not a curated record. Lineage: Eukaryota; Metazoa; Arthropoda; Insecta; Diptera; Drosophilidae. The transcript has 4 exons. Bases 151 to 930 code for a protein of 259 amino acids.
UUGCAGACGCGCAUCGGACAAGUUGUCAAUUGAAAAACCGUGGGGCACUCGCUGAGGAAUUCGAAUCGAAACGAAUUGAACCGAAAAUACGUUAGUUUAAUUAUGCCAUUCGCAUUUUCUGUGGCUCCACAUAAAUGCUGACUGCUGGCCAUGUCUUGGCCAAAACAAUGGGCCUUUGCUAGCCUCUGGCUGCCUUUGCUGAUCGGCCUGCUCUACACACAAAAUGCCUCCGCUUUCAUUGCGCCAAGGGAACUACCCUCCAUAUUAUCCAUAGUUUACUCCAAUAUACCACCGAUCAAGAAGGGAACGGAUUCCCGUUUGGGUUUUGGUUUUCGGUUGGGCCAGCAUGCUGACUUUCAAGUGCUGGUGGAACUGGGUCCGCAGAAGGAAACUCGGCCCAUCGGCGAACCCAAACCGGAUGAUCAAUCGUUCAACAAGCGCCAGGUGAGCCAAAGCGAUCAAAAGGCCCUGGCGCGCCAACUUUACCGCCAGCAGGUGAAAAAGGAGGCCGAGAGAUUAAUGACCUCCACGGAGAAAAACGCGGCCAGCUGGCUGGAGACCUGGUCGAAUGGCAUGAAACCGCAAAAGCCCAAGUCAAAGGACCAGGCCACAAGGCCGGUGAAAGAAGAAAGUUCGGUUGCCAGUCAUACGCAACCGCAAGAUCCCUCGAAUGCCAUGAAGCAGCUUCAGUUGCUCUACCAAAUGGCCACCAGUUCCAGCUCCAGCUCCAGCACCACAUCCACCACUGCGGCUCCUCCUCCUCCAAUCUUCACAGGUGGUUCCCUCAAAUUAGGUGGUCCAAGUGGCUUCAAGCUUCCGCCACCGCCACUCACCCAGGAUACAAAUGUCCUGGGCAAUCCAGGUCCGCUCAAGAGCCAAAGUGAAAUCACCAAGGAGCUAAUGGAUGUCAGUCUGGGAACAGACACUUAGGUUGUGCGCUUAUCUAGUUACUAAUUGAACACCAUAUACUUGUGUAUAUGGGUGCUUAGCGAAUCUGUGUGUAGUAGGGCUUAGCUUUGUUUUUAUACCCUUGCAGAGGGUAUUAUAAUUUCAGUCAGAAGUUUGCAACGCAGUGAAGGAGACAUCUCC